CAAAGAAUAGUUAGUUUCUUUUACCAAAAAAAAUAAAAAAAUUUGAACCCGUUCUGAGAACUCUCUGUUGUAAUUAAAAUCCUAAAGACAGAGAAACAAAAUGCAUAGGUUCCUUUCAAACUUCUCUAAACUAACCAAAAAUUCAAAUUCCUCAUUUUUACAACAUUUUCAGCCACAGAAAACCUUCACUUCUCUUGCCAAACCAAGCUACUCUAACUACAAUAAAAAAUAUCGUGUCUUUAGUUUUACUCAAGUAAACCCAGUUCUUUAUUCAUGUCAUCCAAACUAUACACUUUCAAGGAAAAUUCAUGGCUUUCUGUCAAACCCAUUGCUUUCAAAGCAGUUUAAGUCAAUUUUAUCAAAUACCCAUUUCAAGGUCUCAAGCAAAAACUUUACAGAUUGUAAAGUUGGAUUAUUUAGUGAUCUGUUUGCUAGAAGAUUUUCUGGGUUUAAUUCAAGUUUUCGUUCCUUUGGACGUAACCGGAGAUUAUGGCUCCAUCAGCUAACGCCAAAUGACAUGGUUUUGAUCUUGAUCUUAGCCAAUGUUGGGGUCUUUGUGCUAUGGCGGAUCGCCGAUCGGAGAUUUAUGACGGAAAACUUUAUGAUUUCUUUGGACAAUUUCAAAAGUGGACGCGUGCACACGCUUAUUACUUCUGCAUUCAGUCAUAUUAAUUUGGAGCACAUCAUAUCUAACAUGAUUGGACUCUACUUCUUCGGGACGAAAAUUGCAAGAAGUUUUGGACAUGAAUACUUGCUAAAGUUGUAUGUAGCUGGUGCUAUUGGUGGUUCCUUGUUCUACUUGGUACACCAUGCCUUUAUGGCUUUAUCAACAAAGGAACAUAGAAUGUGGAUGGACCCUUCAAGAACUCCAGGAUUGGGGGCUAGUGGGGCUGUCAACGCUGUCAUGCUGCUUGAUAUAUUCCUGGAUCCAAGAGCCACUCUUUACUUAAAUUAUAUCAUACCAGUUCCUGCCAUUUUACUGGGAAUCUUUUUGAUUGGAAAAGAUGUUUUGAGGAUUAUUGAGGGAAAUAGUAAUAUUUCAGGAUCAGCACACUUGGGAGGUGCUGCAGUUGCAGCUAUAGCAUUUGCUCGAAUAAAGAAGGGAAGAUUUUGAAUUCCUGAGAGAUACUUAUGAAUUACUAAUAACAAUUUACAUGCUUCGAAAUUGUCAAAAUUAUGAUGUUAGUUUAGACUUCAGUGGAGAGCUUUGGUAAUUAGACCUGGAUAGCUUCAUCAAAUAUCUAAGAAAGCAGCAAUUUGUAUCUCACUACUUUGGGAUUCUGUUUCUAUUUUUGAGUGGCACAAUGCUCGUAUCUGCAAAGAUUUUGAAGAACCUUACAUCUUUAUAUUGCAGCGAGAACCUUCAAAUGGCAACCAUUUAAGUGUGCCCGGUUCUAGCCGACUGCUUCCAGGCCGGUUCUAGUCCAAAAUUCAGGCCUGAUGAACUGUUGACCGAUUAUGGUGGGUUUUGGGGUCAGGCCUAAAUUUAUGGAUGAGAAUAUGCAAGUAUUGUUGAAGGAUGCCAAAGUUCUGUAAUUUUAUCUCUGAAAUCUUUUUA
Messenger RNA from Ricinus communis (castor bean), 1558 nucleotides. RefSeq names its product RHOMBOID-like protein 12, mitochondrial. Gene Ontology annotation, cellular component: membrane. Lineage: Eukaryota; Viridiplantae; Streptophyta; Magnoliopsida; Malpighiales; Euphorbiaceae. The transcript has 8 exons. The coding region runs from base 101 to 1114 and encodes 337 amino acids. The record is from RefSeq and is a predicted model, not a curated record. Gene Ontology annotation, molecular function: serine-type endopeptidase activity.